AUGCUGGCGGCCUGGGUCCCGUCGCGCGCCCUCGCCCUUCGCCGUCACUAUGAUGUCCGCUCUCUAGAAAUAGGACCUGCUGCUGGAGCUAGAACCGCGAAGUCUGCUCGUAUCCAUCAUGCUCGUUCUUUGGCCUCAGGCCUAGCGAAAACCGACGAUGGGCCCUUCCAGACCCCCAUCCCCAAUCCGGCCUUGCGCAAUGAGCCCAAUGUCGAUCUCAACAGCCUGCGAAACACACUCGAAGCCCAUCGUGCAGCGAAUCGAGCAUCAGUCAUUCGAAAAAUAGACCGGUCAGGCCGAUCUAUUCCACUGGACAUUGGCAGCUUUCUCCCUCGGGGUGUGUAUACGCCAGAACAUACUGUUCCUCCCUUGCGAAAGAAGAAGGAUGAAUAUGCUAUCAAACACAUCCAAGGGAAGAAAGGCCCUUCCAGCAGCCACAGUAAAGGCACGUACCGUGAUCUUGGUGGUUUGUGGCGUGUCGAGGAGGACAGCGGCACCCUUCCUACGAUGACUCGGAUGCCAUGGUUGGCUCACAUUAACCAUGUUCAGUCUGCGCCCUGGCCCUCAGCUAUCGAGCGCCUAGCUGACGAGAUUCGAGCUUUCGAGAAGUAUGCUACACCUUCCGAAGAGGAGAAACGUGCAGCCAACCUUGCUCUUGAUGAGAUCGUCCGAGCCAUCCGCAUAGCUGAUGAGAACCUUGAUGUCUCUGUUAUUGGCUCGCGGAGGACGGGACUGGAUGACCCGCUCUCGGAUCUCGAUCUGAACGUAACCAACAUCCUUUCUCCGGCAACGAUGAAGCGAUUCAGGACUCCUGUAGAAAUCCUGUCCUUGCUGGACAGGGUUUUCAAUGGCCACCGACGGUCAAUCCAACUGCCCGAGCUACCACUUGAUGUGGUCAUCAAUAUCAAACACGCCAGGGUGCCUAUUCUGGUGUGUCACCACAGAGGGACUGGGCUUCCCGUACAAAUACAGAGCACGCCACGAGCGUUGGACAACACCGAGUACGUGAAGGCUUUUCUUCACGAAUAUCCGACACUGCGGAGUCUUUACAAGGUUCUGAAACAGACCCUCGCCAUGCGGGCGCUUCAUCUCGGCAGCCAAGGUGGUCUCACGUCGUACCCGCUUAUCAUCAUGAUUGUUGCCGCGCUCAAAUUCUGUGAAGGAAGAUUUGAGCGCACGGAUGUGGCGAGGCAGUUCCUCUUCUUUCUGGAUAUGUACACAGACAUAGACUUCUAUGCACAAGGAAUUUCCACCCGGCCCCUUGGCUACUUUCCGAAGCAUAUCAGAGAAAAAGAAUUCCAGCAGCGACCACUGCUGAAGGACACACAGUCUCUGGCUCUCUACGCCGAAGAAAUCAAGGGCCAACGUCGAAUGUCUGUCCAACACCAAAAGAAAGGAUAUCGCAUGACUCUACAGGACCCCGCCGAUCCUUCCAACGAGCUUGGAGGUGGUGUCCACCAGAUCCGAGAUAUUCAAGAAACAUUCAUUUACCUUCGAACGCGGGUCAAGGAUGCCAUGACAAGAUGGGAUGCUUUUGAACUCGAACAGGGCUUCUCAGACGAGCACCUUCGAACGCACUCACUAUUAGAGUCAUGCGUGAGUGGCGACUAUAGGGUUUAUGAGACUGAGCGAAACGAAUUGCGCAUGCUCUUCAAGUUCCCCCAGAUGGACUUUGAAAUGGCCGUUUGGGAGAUGACACAUCUUCUCAUCGCGCCAAAAAAGGUGUUCAAGUCGAUAUACUACCACAAGCAGACGAGAAAUACGUGGCAUCGGCCAGAUCCUUCUUUCACCUACCUCCUGUCCUUCUUCCUACUCCUCACGUCCUUCGCCUGGUCUUUAGCAUACACGCCCUCGUUCGCAUCUGUGGUCAAGCUCGCAUUGAUGUUUGUCGUUGUGCAUUUUCUGGCUGGAUCACUGCUUGUGUCGGUCCUGGCAUACUAUUUGGUUGGCCGCCUCUUAGGUCCAGGCAUUGCCGGGCUUCCUGGCCGAAGGCGUCAACCGGGGCUGUUUGGUCCACCUGGAGGAUCACGAGGAGCCGAAGUGUUGGAAUUUGGAUAUUGUUUCGAUAUCUCGAUCCGCGCCUUUUUCCCGCCAUAUGUAUUGCUCUACAUUAUUCAAUACAUCCUCAUGCCGGUGGUCAAUCAUCAAAACCGAGCGUCGACCUUUUUUGCCAAUCUGCUUUACCUAGCAGCCGGCAUUUACUGGAGCUUGAUAACAUUCCUGGGAUAUAAUGCGCUACAUUUCCUGCACCACACCCAGUUUCUCCUUUCGCCCAUGGUGGCGUGGGUCGUUAUAUGGCUUAUCUGCACAGUCUUGGGCAUCAACUUGACGACAGUGGGAACGCGAUGGUUGUUUGUGGGCGUACCAAGCUGA
Exophiala spinifera is the source of this 2373-nucleotide messenger RNA. RefSeq lists its product as uncharacterized. The record is from RefSeq and is a predicted model, not a curated record. Bases 1 to 2373 code for a protein of 790 amino acids. Gene Ontology annotation, cellular component: Golgi membrane. Lineage: Eukaryota; Fungi; Ascomycota; Eurotiomycetes; Chaetothyriales; Herpotrichiellaceae. The transcript is spliced from 3 exons.